Messenger RNA from Pteronotus mesoamericanus, 4869 nucleotides. RefSeq names its product ALK receptor tyrosine kinase (gene ALK). Lineage: Eukaryota; Metazoa; Chordata; Mammalia; Chiroptera; Mormoopidae. Bases 1 to 4869 code for a protein of 1622 amino acids. The transcript has 29 exons. Gene Ontology annotation, biological process: positive regulation of kinase activity; regulation of cell population proliferation; regulation of neuron differentiation. The record is from RefSeq and is a predicted model, not a curated record. Gene Ontology annotation, cellular component: signaling receptor complex; plasma membrane. Gene Ontology annotation, molecular function: protein binding; transmembrane receptor protein tyrosine kinase activity; ATP binding.
AUGGGAGCCAUAGGACUCCUAUGGCUGCUGCCGCCUCUGUUUUCAGCAGCAGCCUUGGGCCCCGGGACCGAGACCGGCACCGGCCAGCGCGUGGGCUCACCCGCAGCGGGGCCGGCGCUGCAGCCCCGAGAACCGCUUAGCUACUCGCGUCUGCAGAGGAAGAGCCUGGCCGUGGACUUUGUGGUGCCCUCGCUCUUCCGCGUCUAUGCCCGGGAGCUGCUGCUGCCGCCGCCUUCCCCCUCGCAGCCAAGGGAUGGCCGACCGGAGGCGCGCGGCUCGCUGGCUCUAGAUUGCGCCCCAUUGCUUAGGCUGGUGGGGCCACCACCCGGAGUUUCCUGGACAGCGGGCACCACCAGCUCCCCAGCCCCGGCGCAGACGCUGUCCAGGGUGCUGAAGGGAGGCUCCGUUCGCAAGCUCCGACGCGCCAAGCAGCUGGUGCUGGAGUUGGGAGAGGAGGCUAUCCUCGAGGGCUGCGUCGGGCCCCCAGGGGAGGCGACUGCAGGGCUGCUCCAGUUCAACCUUAGUGAGCUGUUCAGCUGGUGGAUUCGCCACGGCGAGGGUCGGCUGAGGAUCCGCCUGAUGCCUGAGAAGAAGGCGUCGGAAGUAGGCAGAGAGGGAAAGCUGUCAGCAGCGAUCCGUGCCUCCCAGCCCCGCCUUUUCUUCCAGAUCUUUGGGACCUGGGGUCACAGCUCCUUAGAAUCACCGACAAAUCUGCCUUCUCUUCCUCCUGAUUCUUUUGCAUGGAAUUUGACCUGGAUAAUGAAAGAUUCCUUCCCUUUCCUGUCUCAUCGCAGCCGAUAUGGUCUGGAGUGCAGCUUCGACUUCCCCUGUGAACUGGAGUACUCCCCUCCGCUGCACGACCUCGGGAACCAGAGCUGGUCCUGGCGCCGCGUCCCCUCCGAGGAGGCCUCCCAGCUGGACCUGUUGGAUGGGCCCGAGGCAGAGCAUUCCAAGGAGAUGCCCAGAGGUGCAUUCCUCCUCCUGAACACCUCGGCAAACUCCAAGCACACCAUCCUGAGCCCAUGGAUGAGGAGCAGCAGCGAGCACUGCAGGCUGGCCGUGUCUGUGCACAGGCACCUGCAGCCUUCUGGGCGGUACGUCGCCCAGCUGCUGCCCCACAACGAGGCUGGAAGAGAGAUCCUCCUGGUACCCACUCCCGGGAAGCAUGGCUGGACAGUGCUGCAGGGAAGAAUUGGGCGCCCAGAGAACCCGUUCCGAGUGGCCCUGGAGUACAUCUCAAGUGGAAACCGAAGCCUGUCUGCAGUGGACUUCUUUGCCCUGAAGAACUGCAGUGAAGGAACAUCCCCGGGCUCCAAGAUGGCCUUGCAGAGUUCCUUCACUUGCUGGAAUGGGACAGUCCUCCAGCUCGGGCAGGCCUGCGACUUCCACCGGGACUGCGCCCAGGGAGAAGACGAGGGCCAGCUGUGCAGUAAACUCCCGGCUGGUUUUUACUGCAGUUUUGAGGAUGGCUUCUGUGGCUGGUCCCAAGGCACACUCUCCUCCCACAAGCCCCAGUGGCAGGUCAAGACCCUAAAGGAGGCCCGGUUCCAGGACCACCACGACCACGCCCUAUUGCUCAACACCACUGAAGUCCCCACUUCGGAAAGUGCCGCAGUGACCAGCACUACAUUUCCCGCACCGAUGAAGAACUCCCCAUGCGAGCUCCGAAUGGCCUGGCUCAUCCGUGGGGUCUUGCGGGGAAAUGUCUCCUUGGUGCUGGUGGAGAACAAAACCGGGAAGGAACAAAGCAGGGUGGUCUGGCAUGUUGCCACUAACGAGGGCUUGAGCCUGUGGCAGUGGACGGUGCUGCCUCUCCUCGACGUCACUGACAGGUUCUGGCUGCAGAUUGUCGCUUGGUGGGGACAAGGAUCCAGAGCCACCGUGGCUUUCGACAAUAUCUCCAUCAGCCUGGACUGCUACCUCACCAUCAGUGGGGAGGACAAGAUGCUGCAGGACACAGCACCCAAAUCAAGAAACCUGUUUGAGAGAAACCCAAACAAGGAGAUGAAACUCUGGGAAAAUACACCAAAAGAGACCCCCGUCUUUGACCCUACAGUUCACUGGCUGUUCACCACGUGCGGGGCCAGCGGGCCCCACGGCCCCACGCAGGCCCAGUGCAACAACGCCUACCGGAACACCAACCUGAGUGUGGUGGUGGGGAGCGAGGGCCCCCUGAAGGGCAUCCAGACCUGGAAGGUGCCAGCUACCGACACCUACAGCAUCUCGGGCUACGGAGCCGCUGGUGGGAAAGGCGGGAGGAACACCAUGAUGCGGUCCCACGGCGUGUCUGUGCUGGGCAUCUUCAACCUGGAGAAGGACGACACACUGUACAUCCUGGUGGGGCAGCAGGGGGAAGACGCCUGCCCCAGCACAAACCAAUUAAUCCAGAAAGUCUGCAUUGGCGAGAACAACGUGAUCGAAGAAGAAAUCCGUGUGAACAGGAGCGUGCACGAGUGGGCAGGAGGGGGUGGAGGAGGAGGCGGAGCCACCUAUGUAUUUAAGAUGAAGGACGGCGUGCCAGUGCCUCUGAUCAUUGCAGCUGGCGGUGGUGGCAGGGCCUACGGGGCCAAGAUGGACACGUUCCACCCCGAGAGACUGGAGAAUAACUCCUCGGUUCUCGGACUCAACGGCUACUCCGGAGCCGCAGGUGGUGGAGGUGGCUGGAAUGAUAACACUUCCUUGCUCUGGUCUGGAAAAUCUUUGCUGGAGGGGGCCACCGGAGGACAUUCCUGCCCCCAGGCCAUGAAGAAGUGGGGGUGGGAGACAAGAGGGGGUUUCGGAGGGGGUGGAGGGGGGUGCUCCUCAGGUGGAGGAGGCGGAGGAUAUAUAGGCGGCAACGCAGCCUCCAACAAUGACCCUGAGAUGGACGGGGAGGACGGGGUGUCCUUCAUCAGUCCCCUGGGCAUCCUGUAUACCCCGGCUUUAAAAGUGAUGGAAGGCCACGGGGAAGUGAACAUUAAGCAUUACCUGAACUGCAGCCACUGUGAGGUAGAUGAGUGCCACAUGGACCCUGAGAGCCAUAAGAUCAUCUGCUUCUGUGACCACGGGACAGUGCUGGCUGAGGACGGUGUCUCUUGCAUUGCGUCACCCACCCCAGAGCCCCACCUGCCGCUCUCGCUGGUCCUCUCCAUUGUGACCUCGGCACUCGUGGCCGCCCUGGUGCUGGCGUUCUCCGGCAUCAUGAUCGUGUACCGCCGGAAGCACCAGGAGCUGCAAGCAAUGCAGAUGGAACUGCAGAGCCCCGAAUACAAGCUGAGCAAGCUCCGCACCUCAACCAUCAUGACUGACUACAACCCCAACUACUGCUUUGCUGGCAAGACCUCCUCCAUCAGCGACCUGAAGGAGGUGCCUCGGAAAAACAUCACCCUCAUUCGGGGCCUGGGCCAUGGUGCGUUUGGGGAGGUGUAUGAAGGUCAGGUGUCCGGAAUGCCCAGCGACCCGAGCCCCCUGCAAGUGGCUGUAAAGACGCUGCCUGAGGUGUGCUCCGAGCAGGAUGAGCUGGAUUUCCUCAUGGAAGCGCUGAUCAUCAGCAAAUUCAAUCACCAGAACAUUGUGCGUUGUAUCGGAGUGAGCCUUCAGGCCCUGCCCCGGUUUAUCCUGCUGGAGCUCAUGGCAGGAGGAGACCUCAAGUCGUUCCUCCGGGAGACCCGCCCCCGCCCGAACCAGCCCUCCUCCCUGGCCAUGCUGGACCUUCUGCACGUGGCUCGGGACAUUGCCUGUGGCUGCCAGUACUUAGAGGAAAACCACUUCAUCCACCGGGACAUUGCCGCCAGGAACUGCCUCUUAACCUGUCCAGGCCCUGGAAGAGUGGCCAAGAUCGGAGACUUCGGGAUGGCCCGGGACAUCUACAGAGCGAGCUACUACCGGAAGGGGGGCUGUGCGAUGCUGCCGGUGAAGUGGAUGCCGCCCGAGGCCUUCAUGGAAGGGAUAUUCACGUCCAAAACAGACACGUGGUCCUUUGGAGUGCUGCUGUGGGAAAUAUUUUCUCUUGGAUACAUGCCAUACCCUAGCAAAAGCAACCAGGAAGUUCUGGAGUUCGUCACCAGCGGAGGACGGAUGGACCCACCUAAGAACUGCCCUGGGCCUGUAUACAGGAUAAUGACCCAGUGCUGGCAACAUCAGCCUGAAGACAGGCCCAACUUCGCCAUCAUUUUGGAGAGGAUCGAAUACUGCACUCAGGACCCAGAUGUGAUCAACACCGCUCUGCCCAUAGAAUACGGCCCGCUCGUGGAGGAGGAGGAGAAAGUGCCCACGAGGCCCAAAGACCCCGAGGGAAUCGCUCCUCUCCUGGUCUCUCCGCCGCCAGGGAAAGGGGAGGAUGGGCAGAACCCAGCGGCCCCGCCCCCGCUGCCUUCCGCUUCCUCUGGCAAAGCCGCCAAGAAGCCCACGGCGGCUGCAGAGGUGUCUGUCCGAGUCACCAGAGGGCCGGCCGUGGAAGGGGGACACGUUAACAUGGCCUUCUCUCAGUCCAACCUGCCGUCGGAGCUGCACAAAGUCCAGAGAUCCCGAAACAAACCGACCAGUCUAUGGAACCCAACCUACGGCUCGUGGUUUACAGAGAAACCGGAGAAAAAGAGCAACCCUCCUGCAAAGAAGGAGCCGCGCGAGACGGGGAACCUGGGACGCGAGGGGAGCUGCGCGGUGCCCCCGAAUGUGGCGGCAGGCCGAGGUCCGGCUGCCGCCCUGCUCCUGGAACCCUCCUCGCUGACUGCCAACAUGAAGGAGGUGCCCUUGUUCAGGCUGCGUCACUUCCCGUGCGGAAAUGUCAACUACGGCUACCAGCAGCAGGGCCUACCUCUGGAGGCCACCACUGCGCCUGGAACGGGUCAGUAUGCGGACACCGCUGCGAAGAACCAACCUGGGCCCUGA